Molecule: messenger RNA, 1004 nt
Organism: Megalops cyprinoides (Indo-Pacific tarpon)
Lineage: Eukaryota; Metazoa; Chordata; Actinopteri; Elopiformes; Megalopidae
Product: endonuclease domain-containing 1 protein-like
Exons: 2
Coding region: 1-885 (294 amino acids)
Molecular function (GO): hydrolase activity; nucleic acid binding; metal ion binding
Source: RefSeq, a predicted model, not a curated record
AUGGUGGCGCGGUGGGCGCUGGCGUGUCUGCUGGCGGCUCUGCCGUGGGGCGUGGUGCGGGCAAGCGUGGAGAGGGACCUCUCCCCAGAGUGCCGGGCGUUCCUGUACAUGGGCACACCGCCCGUGGGGCUGGAGGAUCACUCGCUGAGGAAGAUCUGCCAGCGCUACAAUGGCAGGCCGCGGUUCGUCACCCUCUACGACACCGUCGACCACAUCCCUGUCUACUCUGCCUACACCUUCAAGCGCUCUGAUGGGGAGAGGAGGGUGGACGUGCCCUGGAUGUUCGAGCCGCAGCUCUCCACCACGUCCGACACCGGAGAAAUGCUGCCCUUCCCCCGCGGCUACCUGCACCAGAACUUCGAGGACGCGCAGGCGGUGCUGGAGGACUACGAGAACGCCGUCAGCUACGAGCGCGGCCAGCUCAACCCGGACGAGCACCAGGCCGACCCCGAUGACAAGGCCGCCACCUACACCCUGACCAACGUGGUGCCGCAGGCCCGGGAGUUCAGCAUCGGGCCCUGGAAGGAGCAGGAGCACCGCAUCCGGAAGAGGCUCAACAACUUCUGCCGUGGCACGGCUUACGUGGUGACCGGCAUCACCACCUCCGGACACAUGAUCCGCCGCCACAACAUGGACCGCGUGGCCAUCCCCACCUACAUGUGGUCGGCCUACUGCUGCAUCAACUACGACCACAACGCCCCCUACGAGGAGCGCUAUAAGUUCCCUGCCUUCGCCCACUACGGCCUCAACCAGCGGGAGGGCAACCAGGUCCUGGAGAUACCGAUCAAGAAGCUGGAGGAGUUUCUCAAGGGCUCCACCUUCGUGGACAAGAACUUCCAGAUCUUUGUGGAUGACUGUGUGCCCCCACCCUCUGCUCUUCCUUAACUGACCCCACCCCUUCCCAAGACCAAGCCCAGUUCCACAGAUCACACCUGAGCGCCUGUCUCCUCCGUUGUAUUUGAUCUGUCUUUACCAAUAAUUUUACGGCCAAUUAAAAAGUUUUA